ACAUGGCCCCGCAGGGAGCAUGCUGAAGGUGACAGGUAGCGCCAUGCCGGGAGCUGUGUUUGCUGCUGCCGCUGCCGGUGACGGGGAGACAGACACGACCGCCCCUUUGCUCCGGGACGAGCUGACUCUGUACGGCUCCCCGCAGCAGAAGCCCCGCUGUGUGGAGCCCGAGGACGGUCAUCUGGAGCAGAGUGUCGCCGCCCUGCGGAGCUUAACGGAGCCGUACACGGGCUGGUGUCUGCGCUCUUAUAACAGAAUCAAACCCAAAGUCCAAAGUGCUGCAAAGUUGGGGAAUGACACCUAUGAGUACUUGAAGAACCCACCGAAUGACUUCUAUCCCCGGGCGGGAGUCAUCGGCCUCACCGGUGUGGUGGGGCUGUUUCUCGCAAGAGGCUCCCGGGUGAAGAGGCUCCUUUACCCGGCGGGCCUGGUGGCAGUGAGCGCCUCCCUCUACUACCCGGAGCGAGCCGCGGUCACGGCGAGGUCAGCCGGAGACGCGGUGUACGAGCGGGCGGUGCAGAGCUACGCAGCCCUGGAGAAGAUGGUGAAGCCGCAGAGCAAAGCCGGAGAGGAGGGCACCGACUCUGAAGUUAAACCAUGAAGACAGACUCUGCAAUAAUAAUAAUAAUAUAAAAAAGAAUAAUCAGCUUUUUCCUGAUUCAGAAGAUUGACAUAGUAGUGUGUGUGACUUCCUCAUGCCCACUUUUUGCACUAAGCUUCAUAUGUACAGUACCAGUCAAAAGUUUGGACACUUUCUCAUUCAACUACUUUGAAGAAUCUAAAAUAU
Anoplopoma fimbria (sablefish) is the source of this 787-nucleotide messenger RNA. RefSeq names its product MICOS complex subunit MIC26-like. Lineage: Eukaryota; Metazoa; Chordata; Actinopteri; Perciformes; Anoplopomatidae. The transcript has a single exon. Gene Ontology annotation, cellular component: MICOS complex. Gene Ontology annotation, biological process: cristae formation. The record is from RefSeq and is a predicted model, not a curated record. The coding region runs from base 20 to 601 and encodes 193 amino acids.